Messenger RNA from Clunio marinus, 450 nucleotides. The record is from the annotation of a GenBank genome assembly. Lineage: Eukaryota; Metazoa; Arthropoda; Insecta; Diptera; Chironomidae.
AUGACAAUGAUUCUAACAACGAUUCCGACGACGACCAAGGAGGGAAGCAGUAAUAAAAGAAAAAGUGAAAAUAGUCAAGAUCUUCUUUCAAAAAUUAUGCUUCUCCAAAAUCAAAUUGAUGCUCUGAAUAAAGAAAAUGAGACUUUGAAUAAGAGAAUUGAAAAUUUAGAAGGGAAUAGAGAAAUUCUGAUGGAUGAACCAGUGAAUAAUGCUGCAAAUCAACCUGAUACUGCAAUGGAGAAACAAACAGAGAAUCCAUCUGAUGACUUUGAUGUAGCUGACAAUCUAGCUUUGAAUAGUGAUGAGACUAUUAAUCAACCUGUGGUUAAUGAUGACAAUAUCAAUCAAUCUCCAGCUAAUAAUGUUGCGAAUCAAGCUGUAGAAAAUAAUUAUAACCCUCUUGUUAAAUUCGCACGCAAUUCUGGGAAAUUACCAAGUCCAUAUGUUUAA